Messenger RNA from Babjeviella inositovora NRRL Y-12698, 428 nucleotides. RefSeq lists its product as uncharacterized. NCBI's taxonomy places the organism in Eukaryota, Fungi, Ascomycota, Pichiomycetes, Serinales. Bases 168 to 386 code for a protein of 72 amino acids. The transcript has a single exon. The record is from RefSeq and is a predicted model, not a curated record.
UUUUCAGCAUUUACAGUUCGUGCAUUAGGGAAGGUUUUCGAAGUAGAAAUAUAUAGCUAAAUCUACUCCUGUGCUGAAAGUAGGAGUAGCGCCAGGAUCCUGCUAACCAAGUCGACGCAGAGCUAGAGUCAUAACUCUAGACUUUACCAAUAUUCUUCGAUUGGGCUAUGACGGUUUUUUUUGGUAUAAUAAAGACUACAAAUAUAUCAAAAGGUAGACCCAAAUCCUUCUAUGACACUAUAUAUAUACCUAUCAAGUUUUGGUUGGAAACCAUCAAUUCAAACCGCCUGGACUUGAUUUCAAAGGCAUACCGAGGAUUUAACCCUUCAACACCAUGCCAACACGGUUCAUACACGAAACAGAACCCCAAAGAACGAUCAAGCUAAUCCUGGAGAGGUUUGUAAAACCUCUUGGUCUCCUCUAGAGUG